Messenger RNA from Pyrenophora tritici-repentis Pt-1C-BFP, 1329 nucleotides. RefSeq names its product Qor, NADPH:quinone reductase and related Zn-dependent oxidoreductase. Lineage: Eukaryota; Fungi; Ascomycota; Dothideomycetes; Pleosporales; Pleosporaceae. Gene Ontology annotation, molecular function: oxidoreductase activity, acting on NAD(P)H. The record is from RefSeq and is a predicted model, not a curated record.
AUGGCAUUGUCGAAGAAACGCACAAGAAGUUCUGCGGCUCGUUCGCCUACGAGAUCUUUGCCUGAUAAGAGGAUGAAGGUACAAGACGAAUUUCAGCGAAGGAAAUCAGUACCACGGCCGCCUGAACGACAACAUGCGUUGUUGUUGCAUGCAGCUCGUCAACCAUAUGACCUCGCCACAAGCCAUGCCACUCCAGUCAUCAAGCUUGGGACUGAGCUGUUGGUCAGGGUGGAAGCCAUAGGACUAAACCCAAUCGAUUGGAAAGCCCCUGAUUUCGGUUUUGGCAUCCCAACACUGCCAUACAUAGCAGGUCGCGAGUUUGCCGGCACCGUCAUCAAAGUAGGCACUACUUCGCCCUCUCGGUUACAGCCCGGCGACCUUGUAACCGUGCCAUCAACCGACUACCGUGACCUCCGCAAGGCUGCCUACCAACAAUACAGCAUCGCCUCCUCCUUCAACACCAUCCGGAUCCCACGAGACAUCUCUGUAAACUCCGGCAGCAUUAUCGGCGUAGCCUUCGUAUCCGCCGUACUCGCCCUAGGAAUAUGCAUGGGCGUCAACUUCUCCGACAUUGAAAACGGCCCCAACCUCCUCGAAACCGUCCGAAAGGUAGAUCCAGAAUCGCUCCCAGUGGAUAUUCGUCAAGAAUGUCUUUCCAGCAUCUCGACCACUGAACGCGCCAAGCCAGGAGAUUUCCUCGUAGUCUGGGGCGGCAGCUCAACCUGCGCACAUGUGGCAAAGCAACUCGCACGUCUCGCCGGCUUGAGAAUCAUCUCUGUGGUUGAUACGGCGAAACAUGGACUCCGUCUCUCGACCACGGAUCGCAUCCGUAGUGAUCUUAUCGUGGACUCGCAUGACCCACAGCGCGCUAUCGACAUUAUUCGCGCCAGCACGGGCAAUACAGCGCGUUUCGGUUUCGACACCAUCGGCAAGGAAACAGCCGCCCAUCUCCUCAGUUCACUGGCUCAUCCAAACGAAAAUUCCAAACUGCCAUCUCGCGCCGGUGCUAAACCUCCGACUCCGCCGUCUACUCCGCUAGAUGAGAAGCCGCAGGUACUGCGCUCGCAUUUGGUGGGUAUGACGGGCUUGCCCAAGACGGAUCUGCCAGAAGGUGUUGUACUACAUAGUGUUCCGAUUAAGCUUUACCACGAGGUGCCUGAAGUGGGUGAGGAGCUGAGCGCGUGGUGUGAGAGGUUGCUACUUAAGGGUCUUUUGGUGCCGCCGGAUGUUGUGGGGGUUGUCAAGGGGUUGGAUGGGAUUAAUGCGGGGUUAGAUCGGAUGAGGAGGAGGGAGAUUAGUGGGGGGAGAUUAGUUGCUGUUCUUGAUUGA